This is a messenger RNA of Cydia splendana, 1299 nucleotides long. It is a transcript of the gene bou, whose product is annotated as U-scoloptoxin(05)-Sm1a. The transcript has 4 exons. The coding region runs from base 133 to 702 and encodes 189 amino acids. Gene Ontology annotation, biological process: regulation of synaptic transmission, cholinergic; positive regulation of voltage-gated potassium channel activity; sleep. The record is from RefSeq and is a predicted model, not a curated record. NCBI's taxonomy places the organism in Eukaryota, Metazoa, Arthropoda, Insecta, Lepidoptera, Tortricidae.
CUGUGGUUGUGCGUGUUGUGUUUUGUACGUACGCCGCUACCGCUAAUCUAAAUUGUAAUCAUUUUGUAUUGAUUUUUCAAUGUAACUACAACUUUCUUUCUUUUAUUAAUUGACUGUAAACAUUCCAUAAAAAUGAUGCAUUUGUACAAAUCAGUACUAUUUAUGUCUCUGACAUUUUCAUCAUUGAAGACAGUUGAAUCAAUAAACUGCUAUCAAUGUUCGGGGACGGACUCUGAAAACCCUUUUGAAUGCAAUGAAUAUUUUGAUAACGACAUAGAUAUAUUACCAAAGGACUGUUCCGACAUUCAUGAUGCCCAGUAUUGUAUAAAACACGUCGGACGGUACGAAGUUGUAGCUAUAGACUGCUAUCAGUGCAAUUCCUCUACGAUGGAGUGUGGUGAUGCCCUCAUGCACCUGGACGGAGGAAGCCUGAAGCCUACUUCCUGUGAACAUGUCUUUAAUGCUCAAUUCUGCAUAAAACAUACAGGUGGCAUCAGCACAAAAAGAUAUUGUUCGUCUUUAGACCUUGGCAACUACUGCAACUAUGUGCAGCAACCCGGAGACAAGCUCGAGUAUAGGACUUGCAUAUACACCUGCAGUAGUGAUGGCUGCAACGCUGCAGCUGGCUUGACUAUAUCUACUGCAGUGUCAGCAGUACCCUUCCUAAUAGUCGCUCACAUACUAGGAUAUGUGUCAUUAUAAGAUGUUUGUUAGGGAAAGUUGCUUUAACUUUGAUAAUUUUGAAAUGCAUUUAAAAUUUCCGUGUUUGAAACCAAAUAAUAUCACCAUCAUCACAAGUACUUAGCACUCCAUACAAGGGCUUAGUACCUAUGGAGAACUGAUAUUACCAACUGUUCCUUUAUUUUUAGGUAAGUACCUUUACCUUAUCUUAGUAUUUUGUAUAAUAAUUGUGUUGUUUGUCCUACAUACAAUGAAAAUAAGUAAUUUAAAUAAAUACUGACACUACGCAAUUAACAUAUCUUACAUUACACCAAAUAUUAUAAUCAUUCCAAUUAUUAAUGUAAUUACAUUAUGCCGUCCAAUCCGUCCAUUAUUGGGACAAUACAAUGUACCUACUUAUAUGUAAGAUUUUUAUAUAUUUUUUUACACGCCUAAUAUUUUUGUGGUAUGCCGAAAAUGAUACGAGUAGUAUAUGCUUACAAAUAGUAUUACCAGCAUUUAUAGAUAGAGUAGGUGAUCAAUAUGAUCAAUAACAGAAUCUCAAUCUCUACUAAUAGAGCUAGAUACCGUUUUGUAUUUUUUGUACGUGUCGAAAUGUGAAAUAAAAAUAUCUGCAGU